UUUUCGUAUGGAAUAACUCUGAAAAAUUCGUGGAAAUUGGUAACCACCGGUAAAGAGUAUAUAUUUUCGUGUCGGGAUAAGGCAUCUAAGCUGGAGUGGGUUGAUCACAUGCGAAGGCGUAUCAGUGGUUCACCACCAACACAAGAUGAACGGAGGCUUGUUCGUGAUACCCUCUGUGGUAUAUCAGGUGAAUCUUAG
Molecule: messenger RNA, 198 nt
Organism: Anisakis simplex (herring worm)
Lineage: Eukaryota; Metazoa; Nematoda; Chromadorea; Rhabditida; Anisakidae
Source: the annotation of a GenBank genome assembly